This is a messenger RNA of Xenopus laevis (African clawed frog), 2348 nucleotides long. Its product is annotated as flocculation protein FLO11-like. The record is from RefSeq and is a predicted model, not a curated record. The transcript is spliced from 2 exons. NCBI's taxonomy places the organism in Eukaryota, Metazoa, Chordata, Amphibia, Anura, Pipidae. The coding region runs from base 1 to 1764 and encodes 587 amino acids.
AUGGCCGAUUCCUUAGAGGCCCAGGUGAGGGAGAGAGUAAGGCAGCAAGGGACAGGCUGGGUGGAUCAGCUUUUAGCUGAGCUGAUCCCCUCUCCAGCUGCAGCGGUGUCAGGUCGCAGCAGGAUUGCUGCGCGGAACACUGCUGCGGGUCCCGCUCGUCGUUCCCGCCCCCCCUCCCGACUCAGUCCAAGUCCCCCCAGGAGUAAAUCCAAGGGUGCGCCUCGUAAGGCGCCCGCCGUUGCCGCUUCUAGGAUUCCAGCGGGUAGCACGGUGACAGGAGCGCUUCCUCCUGUCACCACGCAUGUUAGGCCCCCAGUCACUAGAGCGCGGGCUGCUGCGCGCGCAGCAGUUCGCGCUUCCCCUCCCGCUGCCACUUCUGUUCAAACAGUGCGGCUGCCUCCUUCACCUAUGCUAGUUUCCCGUAGCUCCCCUCCACAAAAUGCUCGCAGGCUGCGCUCUGCGCAGACUGCUCCUGCCCCUUCAGUAACCCAGCACCCUGGGGCACGCAGUACACGGCAUACAGCCGUAACACAGCAGCAGGUGGCCCCAGUUUGUUCCUCUGCGGACAGUUCCCCCGCCCAUAUGUCAGGCAGCAAUAACUCUGGGGUUGGGGGGUUUCCUACAGCUAUGCAGGCUUUCCACCAUGCUGCCGCUUUACCCACCACUCACAGCACCCCUCUUUCACAUGCUACCCUAGCUGGCCGUGGCUCGGCAUCUCGGGGGGCUGACACGCGUAUUCGCACUAGCCCCACUAGUGGUCAUAGGAACAGAGGCGAACGACCCCCUAGGGAUACCAGGGGUAGGCGAGGUUCACGGGUCCAAUCCCCAGUACCCUCCUGUUCUUCCGCAUGGGUGUCUCCGAGGCCAUACUCCCCCUCCUCUUCCUCAAGAGGGAGUUCAGAGGAUCGACAGGGGAGCAAGCGUCGCAGAACACAUCAGGGUUCCAACCGGUUUCACAGCUCGUGCCGGGAUGACACCACCUCUCUUCAGCGGAGUCGGGAUGCUGCUACACCCUUGCCUUCAAGAUCGGUGGCAGAAAUUCCGGGAUUUAGUCCCAGAGGCGGAGUCCCGCGGACAGGAGUGCCCAACAACCUUAUGGGAGAUAGUGGAGCGCAGCUUAUGAACAUGGUCCGAACUUCGGUGGCUCCAGCCACUUGGGCGGCGCAUGGGCAUCUGCGUGCGACGGUUUGGAUGGUGGGCCAUUCCUAUAUUCGGCGGGCUGAACAGAGAGCGGCAUUUCGUCCAGGAGGAGACACUUUGGGUUUUACAGGGGUACAGUUUCAAUGGCGUGGCAUUGGCGGUUUGCGGUGGUUGCAGAUCUUACCAGAAGUAGUGGCAAUCAGCAGGGUUACACCGCCCCCGGUCAUAUUGGUCAUUCACGCCGGCGGCAACGAUCUAGGCAGGGUACGGGUAGCGGAGCUGUUGUCCCUCAUCAGGUCUGAUGUGGGCAGGUUUAACGCAUUUUUCUCGGAUAUGGUCUUAGUUUGGUCGGAAAUCGUUCCCCGGCUCUGCUGGAGGGGGGCGAGAGACCCGGGUGCUAUUGAGAGAGCCCGGCGCCUUCUUAAUUCCCGGAUUUCCCGCUUUGUUCGCGACAGGGGGGGUAUUGUAGUUCGCCAUAGACUAUUGGAAGGUAUUGAUCAGGGCCUCAUGUUACGAGAUGGCGUCCACUUGAAUGAUAUCGGCCUUGACAUUUUUCUUGCUGGUUUACAGGAUGGUAUUGGUGCUGCUCUUGUGCGUUUGGGUGGGGGUCGGAGUCCCGUGUAGGUGUACAGGUACUCCUCCGUGGCGGGGUAAAAGUGUCCUUGCCAUUGGUUAUCCAGACGGUAUUUGGAAUGACCUACAUGCCCACCGCGGCUGCGGUGGCUGGCAUUUGGAAAUUAAUGGUUGGUAAAUUAAUGGCAAGUUUUUUCUGUGUACGGUAUGAAUAAGAAUCUGUUUAAAUAAAAGCUGUGGCCGACCCUAACCCACUAAAAGGAAGUUUUGUUUCAGUGUUGUUAUUUACGCUAUGGGUUACAUUAGUUAACUGUUAAGUCAUCACACAUUAAGCAGGCAUGCCUCCUCACAGUCUGGAGGGCACCAAAGGGUGUAGCGAGGGUGCCAAUGACUGGGAGGAGGGAUGGCAGGCCAGGGGAUUGGUGAUUGGGGGUUUAGGCUAGAAUACUAUUGGUGGGAGCAGAAGGGGAGGGCAGAUAUAUAUACAGCAAGGAGUGCCUUACCUGCUUCCUCUUCCCUCAGGAUCCUGGAGCGCUGGUGGAGUUGCCCACCCACCCUCCCGUCCUUUACUACAGUCUGUUGUUUUUUCUGCAAGUUUUGUAUGUUUGUGUAAUAAAAAAAAAAAAAAAAAAAAA